This is a messenger RNA of Scheffersomyces stipitis CBS 6054, 2952 nucleotides long. Its product is annotated as hydantoinase/oxoprolinase family protein. Gene Ontology annotation, molecular function: 5-oxoprolinase (ATP-hydrolyzing) activity. Gene Ontology annotation, cellular component: cytosol. Bases 1 to 2952 code for a protein of 983 amino acids. The transcript has a single exon. Gene Ontology annotation, biological process: glutathione metabolic process. The record is from RefSeq and is a predicted model, not a curated record. Lineage: Eukaryota; Fungi; Ascomycota; Pichiomycetes; Serinales; Debaryomycetaceae.
AUGACAAGAGAAAGAAAGUUAUUAAUUGGUAUUGACGUUGGUGGAACCAACACUGAUUCAGUUUUGUUGGAUCCUUCCCUUGUCUCGGAUACCACUACCAGAGGUAUCAUUGCAUGGAAUAAGGCCAACACCACUUCCGAUGUAUCUGACGGUAUCGAAGCUGCUUUGACGGAAUUGUUCACUUUGGCACCCAAAGUCUACAAGGAAGAUGUUGGUGCUGUAACUAUUGGAACCACCCACUUCCUUAACGCUGUUAUUGAACAGGAUAGAGGCAAGCUCGAUAAGGUUGCUGUUCUAAGAUUCGUUGGUCCGUAUUCGCAGAAGACUGAGCCCUUUUGUGAAUUUCCUGCUGGGUUGAAAGAUAUUUUGAAGGGCUAUGUUGCAUACCUUGAUGGUGGACACUACGUUCACGGCGAAGAAGUUAGUGAACUUAACAAAAAGGAAAUUCACGACCACUGUAUGAAGAUAAAAGAAUUGAACAUUCACGCUGUCGUUCUUGUAGCUCAAUUCUCUCCUUUGAAAAAUGAACACGAGAACAUUGCUGAGGGCAUAAUCAAAGAAGUUCUUCCUGAUAUACAGAUUGUCAAGUCUUACGAAAUUGCUGGAAUUGGUUUCUUAGAAAGAGAAAAUGCCGCGAUUCUAAAUGCUGGUAUCUUGAGAUUUGCAAACAAGGUUAUCGCUUCAUUUAAUGCUGCCGUUCGGAGGGUGGGUUUGAAUUGUCCAGUUAUGUUAACUCAGAAUGAUGGAACUGUGUUGCCAUCUAGUGCUGCAAGAAAGUGUCCGAUAAAUACGUUUUCUUCUGGUGCCACUAAUUCCAUGAGAGGUGCUUCUAUUCUUUGUAGUGGAGAUGAGUCCAUCAAGGGACAAUCGGUUUUGGUUGUUGAUGUUGGUGGGACCACUACUGAUAUAGGUGUCUUGUUGCCAACUGGUUUCCCAAGACAAUCUGCCUCUUUCUCAUAUGUAGGAGGUGUUAGAAUGAACUUCUCAAUGCCUCAAGUUCACAGCUUUGGUCUUGGCGGUGGUUCGAAGGUAAGAUUCAAUAAAAAGAUCACCAUUGGUCCUGACAGCGUUGGAAAUGAAAUUCGUAAGCAAGCAAUUAUCUUUGGAGGUGAUACAUUAACAGCUUCUGAUAUGGCAGUUGGAAUUGGCAAGCAAGCUGGUCUUGAACCCGAAUUAUUCAACAUUGGAGACCCGCAAAAAUUAGAUGGCAAGUUGAACGAGAAACAUAUGAAGGAAUUUCAGGAUGAAGUCAAAUACUUGUUGGAAAAGCACAUUGAUAGAAUGAGAACUUCAGCAGAACCUGUUCCUGUUUUGGUUGUUGGCGGUGGAUCUUUCAUUGUGCCUUCAGAUAUCGAAGGCUCUUCGAAAGUUCUCAGACCUCCAUACCACGGUGUUGCUAAUGCUAUUGGUGCUGCCAUGUCCAAGAUUUCUGGGCGAAAGCAUCUCAUUAAAGUUGUUCCAAACGAAAAAGAAGCUAAAGAAAAUGCUCUACAAGAAUGCAUCGAAGAAGCAAAGGAAAAUGCAGUAGUAAAAGGCGCUAUUAGAGAUUCUUUGACUAUAGUUGAGUUGUCGCACGAUCCUAUUCCAUAUAUUCCAAACACUUACGAAUUUAUCGUUAAGGUGGUUGGAGAUGCAGACCAUUCAAGGGUACCAGAAGUGAAUUUGGAGAAAUCAUUGGACAACCUCAGUGGUGGUUCUGUAUUAAAGGAAGUAACCACCCCAGUUGAGGAAUUUACUAUUGAAAAUGUAGACAUUGAAAAAUACAAGCCAAAAAUUGAAAACAGGGAAUGGAUCAUCAGCGAAAUUGACUUGGAAUUUUUGAAAAUUGGGACCUACAUCUUGGGAUGUGGUGGUGGAGGAACUCCUCAUCCUACUUUCAUCGACAUAAGAAAUAUGCUUCGAAAUGGUGCUACUAUCAGAGUUAUUGACAUUGACGAUGUUUCUAAGUACACCGAUGGAAAGAGGUCUAUUAUCUGUGUCGGAUUUGCUGGUUCGCCAACUGUUGCAUCUGAGAUGUUGAAGGCCGACGAAUUGCUUGAAGCAGCCAAGUCAUUGAUUCAAUUUACUGGCCAGGAAGCUAAGGUUGUGUGUCCAUUAGAAAUUGGAGGAGGAAAUGGUUUCACUGGGUUUGAAGUUGGUGCCUCUAAUAAGUUGAAUAUUCCAGUUGUUGAUUCUGAUUUUAUGGGACGUGCCUACCCAACACUCUGGCAAAGUUCUGCAAAUGCUAUUUAUGAGAAGUUUCCAUAUUGGCCAGCUGCCGUAAGCAAUGGUAACAGUAGUUCAAUGUUAAUUUCAGAAGCUAGUAAUUGCGAGUCGUUGGAGAGAUUGAUACGUUCUACUUGUGUUGAAGUUGGAACUCAUGUUGGAGUUGUUAUGGCACCAAUGACUUCUGAAGAAUUAACUGGUGGUACUGUUCCUGGUUCGAUCUCCUUGGCUUGGCGUAUUGGACGAGCUGUACUUUUGGCCCGGCAAAAAUUGGAGCAUGAUUUGAUACCUCAAAGAAUCAUUGAAUCUGUUGGUGGUAAAUCCUCUGGUAGUCAUCUUUUCACAGGGAAGAUUGUCGACGUUAGCAGAAAAGUACACAAGGGGCAUGUAUACGGUGAAGUUAUAAUCGAAGAACCUGAAACCAAGAAGCAGAUGGUCAUUCCAUUCAAGAACGAGAACAUUCUUUGCCGUGUGAGGGAAACCGCAGAAGAGGAAGGCAAAGUUGUUUGUGCGGUACCUGAUUUGAUUGCUGUGCUUGAAUCGGAAACUGGUGAAGCACUUGGUACCCCAGAUUACAAGUACGGUCUCAUUGUCAAUGUUAUUUCAAUUUCUCCUAGCAAUAUUUGGACCGAUACAGAAAAGGCUAUGGCGAUUGGUGGCCCAGCUAGUUUUGGAUUUGAUGAAGUUGAAUAUGUUCCAGUUGGAACUUACACUAGACCAGUUUCCGUCAUUGAGGAAUAUUGUUAA